Messenger RNA from Alligator mississippiensis (American alligator), 2999 nucleotides. RefSeq names its product C-type lectin domain family 2 member L-like. The coding region runs from base 163 to 828 and encodes 221 amino acids. The record is from RefSeq and is a predicted model, not a curated record. Lineage: Eukaryota; Metazoa; Chordata; Crocodylia; Alligatoridae. The transcript is spliced from 3 exons.
AGGCGGCCGAGCCCCCCCGAGCCUUCCGGCAGGCGAAAACCUCGGGCGCCUCCACCGGCACCAGUGGGACGAGCACGCGGGCCGUCUGCGGAGGCGAAACGAGGAGCGGAGCCGGGCGGCUUGGCUCUCCCCGCGGACUCGCGCUCUCAGUCGGGCCGGGGCAUGAGGGGCUCGGGGACGCCGCACAGCUUCGAGAUGCGGCUGUGGGACGCGGAGCCGCCGCCGGACCCCCUUGAGGCAGCGCCGCCCCUGACCCUCAGCCCAACCUGCUGCUGCCGGGGCCCCGCGGGGGAGGAGCGGCGCCUUCCCUCGGCCGGGUCCUGCCGGGGCUGGGGCAGGGAGGACUGGGAAGGGGCGCCCUGCAGGUUCCCCAGGGACUUCCCCUGCUGCCCCAGCGCCGCCCUCCCCGGCGCUGCCGGGCUCCUGCCACAUCCCGCUAACCCCCCGCUCUGCUCCGGUUCAGGACCGUGCUCCAGCCUCUGGCUGUGGAGAGCUCUGGCCCUGCUCCUGCUGGCAGCUGUCCUGGCGCUGGGGCUGAGAGGAAAUGUCACUGUUAUGGCAGGGAAGUGCAGAUCCUGUCCAGAAGACUGGAUGUGGUACAGAAAUCAAUGUUACUGUUUUGACAGUGAAAUCCAAGAUUGGAAUACCAGUAGGGAGUUCUGCUGGUCACACAAUGCUACACUUGCUGUGAUAAAAGAAAAGCCAGAGCUGAAUUUCCCUGGAAAAAGGGGGGCAAAAAUGACCUGCGCUUACCUAGAUAUGGUGGCUGCAGUUCCUGGAGACUGCAUGUCUUUGAGGCCCUGGAUCUGUGUCAAGAAGUCGACUUGAGCUCUCUCAAUCAACAGAGCAAAGCUUGUUCAAGUAAGGCACAGGUGCAAAUUGAGUUUGGUUUUCUGUUGCCCCUUGGGAGGCUCCUGCUAUGUAAUUAGGACAACAAAUGACUGUCAGGUUUUCCUGAGUUAUACCAACAGUCCAUCUAGCCCAGUAUCCUGUCACCAGCAGUGAUACACAGAAAGCACUGGACCGGAUACCCCUAGAGUGAUCUAUACUCUAUCCCAUAACCUCCUUGGCAUCUACCAGUUAUUGCUUUAUAGAUUUAAAAGGAAAGAUCUCCCACCUUCCAUGCAAUUUGUUAUGUAGGUGCAUGGUCCAUCUAGAGUUGCUGUUUCUGGGGCACUCUGGAGUGGCCAAGGGAUUUCCAACUGGCAGGGCCCUGUUGUUAACAUUGCUGAGAACAGGAAGCCAGAAGUUGGCAUGCUUUAAUCCUUGCAUUAGCUGUGUACCAGAUCACCUUCAGGGACACCAGCCUUACUCUUUGGAGAGGAACUUUAAUCACUAGAGUAGAAUAGAACGGAUACAUUACCAUGAUGAUGCCUAUGUGAAAAGGUGGGAAGAGACUAAAAAAAUAAAUGCAACUUUGCUUUGUGUUCCAUGGGCUUCAGCUGUAAUCUGGACUGUUAAAUGUCAGACUUGAACAGCUGGUUUAAUAUCUGGAAGAAGCCUUGCUCCACAUGGUGUGAAUGAAACGCCAAUUUCAGAUGAAGGGAAUUUAAGUUUUUAAAAAUUUUUUUUAAACGGUUGACCUUGAUGUUCCUUUUUUAUGUUAUUGUUUUGUACUUGUUUGCUAAAUGGCCAAAGUAAAUAUUUUGUGCUGUGUUUAUUAUACGUUUUCUAUUUGUUAGAUUUGUUUCUACUAUAUGACACUCAAAACUCUUAACUAGUUCCCCACUUAAUGCCCGUCUCUGCUGCUAAAGACAGGUCCAAGACACAUUAGCAUCCUCCUUGGGAAGAAUGUUUUGUUACUAACACAGAAACAGCCUUGUUUUGGAGCGAUAAUGCUUAUGCCACCAAGAGGAGGACAGAAGUUCUUUUUCAAAUGUUUCCAAGUGUUACUGACUUGGAAACUUAUCAAAAGAGUCUCAUAUCAGCACAGGAAGUGGGUACAGCCUCUGCAGUCCUCCCUUGUUGCACUGCUUCAAAAUUGCUCUCCAGCUAUGGAGUACUGCAGGUAGUGCCAGUGACCAGCUCUUCUGGAACCCCUUUCCCUGCGAGAACUGGGAUGCCAUACUGCCACUCUGCUUCUCUAGAACUGGAGAGGUAAGGAGGGAUUGGAGCCUGGACAACCAAAAUCCCAGCUCCAGCUUCUCUGGCAGUAAGUAUUUGGGGAUUAUAUCCAGCCUCUGACUGCUGGUGCCCCUGGCACUGGGGAAGAGUUGCAGGGAGAGUAGUAGUGGCCAGAGGAAUGGAGGGGCUUAUUGCCUUCAGUGACAGCAGCAGGGAGUUGAGGGAAGUUACUGAUUUCUAGCUGUGAGAGGACCCACAGUCUACUCCUCUCCCUUCCCCUUCUUACAUAUAUGUGUCGGAGGGUAGAGCGGCACACUGUGAACUGCUAUUGGACGUCUAAGUCCCCGUCCCAUUCUGUACACUGUAUACAUGUAUAGAGCAGUGAUGCACUUCAAAUUAGUGCCAAAUUCAAAUGGGUAGCACUUUACAGUACUUCAGAUAAGGUUUUGUUUCCUGUUUUAAUAAUCGUGUGUUAUGUGCUUUACCUUUGAUUCCAACAUCUGGGGUGCAUCUACAUGUUCAUUAAUGUGCCUUAGAUACUGCACAUGUAGCUUAGUUCUUCCUUAAUAAAGUGCUAACUAAAUGUGCAGUACCUAGAGUUACUGCACAGUAGCACUGGCAUACAGUUAUUUAGUGAUACUUACUGCACAUUAGCCUAAUAACACUGCACAGUAGGCUGUUAGCAUGGUUUUUGCUGUGACAUGGUACUGCACAGUGUUAUUAGGCUAAUGCAUAGUAAGUGUCUCAUGUAGACAUGCCCUUGUAGAAGUGUUUAUUUUAACUACUAGUAAUAAUGGAAAUUUCAGCUGAUGAAUUACCCAUGAGGUGUAUUUUUGAGAAUCAACUGCUUAAACAAUGUAAUCUUGUUUCUGUUGCUUGCUUCAGUAUCUGAAACAUUUUCAAAUUAUAGUAAAUGAGCAACACAAAACGUUUAA